AUGAUUAGAGUUGUGUCUAAUAUAAGUUGUCCGGCGCAUCCACACGUGGAAAAUUUAAAAGCAAUUAAACCAAACUGCACAUCUGUUUUACAACCAAUGGACCAGGACGUUAUUAAUUCUCUUAAAACCCAUUACCGCAGAAUGCAGAUUUUAGAAACAAUUAGGCAUUUAGAACUGGAGAAAGAGAGUGCUGUAACGCUCUUGGACGCCAUUCUUAUGAUUUCUGAUGCAUGGGAAAAUGUAUCUCCUAAAACAAUUGCCAAUUGUUUUCGGCAUGCUGGAUUUAGUAUAAAAAACGAAGAGACAAUACAAGUUGAAAGUGAUUUUGAUGAAGAAGACGACAUUCCUUUGGCUCGAUUGAUUAAUAAUGUAACUACUAUUACAGUGUCCAACGAAGACUUCCUAGAAUUAGUGAAUGUCGAUCAUAAUUUAGAAACUUGUGGUGACAUAAGUGAAGAGGACAUUGUAAAAAACUUGUCAGAAGACCUUAGAGAAGAUUUGGAAGAAAAUGAUGAUGAAGACGUUGAUGAUCAAGUGCCAUCAUGUGCGGAAGCCCUUCAAGCGGUUUCUAUUAUAAAAAAAUUCGUUACUUUGGAAGGUUUAAAAGAUAGUAAACUAUUGAGCUGUAUUUCUACACUAGACACUAAACUGGCAGAACUCAAGUCAAACUCAAGACAGGCUCAAGCCCAAGUCAGGUCCGACCUGUGCUCAAGUUCGACUUAUCAAAGAUAG
Zophobas morio is the source of this 732-nucleotide messenger RNA. Its product is annotated as tigger transposable element-derived protein 4-like. The transcript has 2 exons. Gene Ontology annotation, molecular function: DNA binding; chromatin binding. The coding region runs from base 1 to 732 and encodes 243 amino acids. Gene Ontology annotation, cellular component: nucleus; chromosome, centromeric region. The record is from RefSeq and is a predicted model, not a curated record. Lineage: Eukaryota; Metazoa; Arthropoda; Insecta; Coleoptera; Tenebrionidae.